Messenger RNA from Acanthosepion pharaonis, 699 nucleotides. Lineage: Eukaryota; Metazoa; Mollusca; Cephalopoda; Sepiida; Sepiidae. The record is from the annotation of a GenBank genome assembly.
AUGAAGCAACAUGAAGAACAUACUUUUAGCUUAGCUUUCAUUCUUUUAUCGUAUAGUUUUUUUUUAUUCCUUCGUCCUUUAUUCCUCUUCUUUUUCUUUCUUUCUUUUCGCUUCCUUUUUCUUUCUUUUUUCUCUUUCUUUUAUCAUUUUCUUUCUUCUUUUUCUUUCUUUCUUUUCUCUUCCUUUUUUUCUUUUUUCUCUUUCUUUUAUCAUUUUCUUUCUUCUUUUUCUUUCUUUCUUUUCUCUUCCUUUUUCUUUCUUUUUUCUCUUUCUUUUAUCAUUUUCUUUCUUCUUUUUCUUUCUUUCUUUUCUCUUCCUUUUUUUUCUUUUUUCUCUUUCUUUUAUCAUUUUCUUUCUUCUUUUUCUUUCUUUCUUUUCUCUUCCUUUUUCUUUCUUUUUUCUCUUUCUUUUAUCAUUUUCUUUCUUCUUUUUCUUUCUUUCUUUCGCUGCUGUUGUCCUACAAACCACCUCCUCCUUUUAUGUUUAAAUUCUAAUUCUAUCUUACUUCACAUUCUUUAUAUCUUUUUCCUUAUUUUAAUGUUUUUUUUUUUCUUCUUUCUCCUUUCUCUUUUUACCGUGUUCACUUUCUUUUUGUGCUUUUUCUUUCACCUCACACAUUUUGUCUUUUCUACAGUUUUUUUUCCUACCGAUUUUUUUAUUUUAAAUAUAAUCCUCUUUUCUUUCUUUUUUUCCUCUUGA